AGUCAGACUGAUCCAGAGUCAGAAAGGUCAGAGACUGAUCCAGAGUCAGAAAGGUGCUUCCUUCCUGGCCAUCACCACAAUCUAUGCUGAGUCUGGUUCUGGAUUCGUGGUCCCGAGUGCGUCUGCGAAGGCUGGAGUAGAGGCGCUCUUCAAGUCUCUAGCUGCAGAGUGGGGGCGCUAUGGCCACAGGUUCAACAUCAUCCAGCCUGGACCAAUCAGAACCAAGGGGGCGUUCAGUCGUUUGGAUCCAACAGGAGCGUUUGAGAAGGCAAUGAUUGGUCGGAUCCCGACUGGUCGUCUCGGAAAACCAGCAGAGAUCGCAAACCUGGCAGCAUACAUGAGCAGCGACUAUGCCACCUGGAUGUCUGGAGCUGUGAUCCGGUUCGACGGAGGAGAGUUCGUGUCGAUGGCCGGAGAGUUUAACGACCUUCGCAGGGUGACUCCAGAUCAGUGGACAGCGAUGGAGAAAAUGAUUCGAGGAACUAAAGGAUCAUAACAACCACUCUGACCACUGCCUUGUUACUAUGGAGACAGGGGGACUGUGUUCUGACGCCUUCCUGUCAAUGAACUGAUCAGCUGACUCUGAUGUCACGUGACAUUCUGCACAUGCUCAGUGAAUUUACCAUGUUUUGAUUCUCUCUUGACUGUGAUGGUGAGUAAAGCGAUGAGGUUAGUUAUGGUUGGAUUAGUUAGCGUUAAAGAUUAGUAAUGAAGUUUCCUCCUUCACAUCUUUAACUGAGAAUUUAACAACAAACAAUUAAGUUCAAUAAAAACUUGUUUACAA
This is a messenger RNA of Paralichthys olivaceus (Japanese flounder), 784 nucleotides long. The record is from RefSeq and is a predicted model, not a curated record. Lineage: Eukaryota; Metazoa; Chordata; Actinopteri; Pleuronectiformes; Paralichthyidae.